CUCUAACCCAACCAUAGGCUAUGUACAAUAACAAGAGUGAAAGGCAAAACAAACCACAAUGGCUAAAUACACUUGUUCAUUUCUUCUCAUGAUUAUUUUCACUUCAGUGAUCCAGGAUGCCUAUGCUGGGGGAGAAGGAUCACUUCGUCCUGACCAAUGUGCGGGUGCAUGUGAUUAUCGUUGUUCAGCAACUAUGUACAAGAAGGCGUGUCUAACCUAUUGUAAUCUUUGUUGUGCAAAAUGUUUAUGCGUUCCAUCUGGAACAUAUGGUAACAAGGAAGAAUGUCCAUGCUACAAUAACUGGAAAACUGGGAGAGGAACACCCAAAUGUCCCUAAAUUUACAUUGUUCAUGCAUGCAUUGAUCUCUGUCAAUGCAUUUUUCUGUUACUUGAUUAUUAAUAAAGACUAUUAUUAUGUUGUUGUUAA
Molecule: messenger RNA, 427 nt
Organism: Vicia villosa (hairy vetch)
Lineage: Eukaryota; Viridiplantae; Streptophyta; Magnoliopsida; Fabales; Fabaceae
Product: gibberellin-regulated protein 12-like
Exons: 3
Coding region: 59-337 (92 amino acids)
Source: RefSeq, a predicted model, not a curated record